UAAACGUCACGCGAGCCCUUGCGCAGGCGCGGCGCGGCCAUGGCGGCCGCCGUGGAACGCCGGCUGGCGGAAUUCCGGGCUGUCCGCGGCAGCGCCGCCGUCUCGCCGCGCCCCGCGGAGCCGCUGGGGAAGGCCGCUGCUCCAGAGCCCGCCGGAGAACAGCAGGCUGCCGCGGCGGGGCCGGGCGGCGGCGCUCAGGCCCGUCCUGGCGGGGAGGCGGUGGCGGCUCCGCUGUGGGCGCGUCCGCUGCUGCUGAAGGUGCUGCUGUGGGCGGUGCUGCUGGCGCUGUUUGCCGAGCUGGAGCUGGGGCUGCCCUACUUCGUCCUUUCCCUGCUCUACUGGAUGUACGCCGGCACCCGCGGCCCCGGCGAGCGGCGGCGGGGAGAGCUGAGCGCCUACUCCGUCUUCAACCCCGGCUGCACCGCCAUCGCCGGGACGCUGACGGCCGAGCAGCUGGAGCGGGAGCUGUAUUACCGGCCCGCCGCCGGGAGACGCGGUCCGGUCCCGAAUAAAGCCGUGGCAAAUCCCGCGCUGUGGUCUCGUUUCCUGGGGCGCUGUCAGCAAAGCCCCGGGCAGCUGGUUUGGCCGCUGCUGCAGCAGCACCGAGGGACACGGCCUGGUCACAGCGGGAGCUGCCAGCGGGUCGGCUGGUGAAUUUCAGCCCCUGCUGACCUUUGGCAGCAGUAUCAGGAAGGCUGAAGUUUGACAGCACAUUUAGCGGAAUGGUUAACUGCUUUUCUUCCCUGCACUGUCUAGAAUCCUCUUGCUGAAGAAAAGACAUGAAGCACCAUCCAUAUACCUAAAAUAGGCUGCUGCUUCUGUUUGCAGUCUUGUUUUUCAUCUAACACAAACAUCCGAUUUUAAUGCAGAUCUCUGUUUGCUUUGUAUUACUGCUUUCAUGUUUUGUAAUUUAAGCAAAAAAAGACUUAUUAUUAUUCCUGGCAGAUAACACAUGAUUUUCUUUAAACUUAAUUUAGAGAACUCUUAGGGUCAGUGUGCAGCAGACAUGGAAAUGCAAGAGGCCCUCAGACAGAAAGAGGGAUUUGCCCCGUUGUUGGAUACAGUCCUUUUCACACAGCACAGCUGUUGAUGCUGCUCACCAUCAUCCCACAGACUGUCAGGUGUUCUAUGAUCUACCAGCAUUUUUAGUUUAUAGAUCAUUGUGUUAAAUCACUAAAAGUCUUAGUAAAGAGGAGCUGGUAGAACUUCUGGGUGUGAGGACUGAGUUGAGAAGAAGAGUCACAAAUUGGUCUUUCAAAUCCUGUUUCAUUGUGCCUUUUCUAAUUUAAUAGUUACACACCAUGUUCAGACUUGCCACAAGUUUCAUCAUUGGUUGGGGAAACAAAAGGAAGUGUUUUGAAUUUAAUUGGACUGGAAAGAGAAACAAAAGUAAUAUAUUUAACACUGCUAAGCAUCAAUCAGUAGCUCUCCACAGCACUCUCUUAGCUUCUAUAUUGGUCUGUUAUGUGAAUUCCAAAUGUUCCUAUUUAAAGCCAAACACAGAAUUUUUGGAUUUGCACGUAUUUCUCUGGUAAAGACCCUUCAGUGUUCUCACUAUUCUUACCGGUUCCUUAUGAGUCUAUACAAGUAAUGUACAGCAUUUUGGUUUUGAUUAACAAAGCCUCUGCAGGUUCAAAGGCCUCUAUGAAGUAGACACAGAGUUGCAAAAAGCUUUGUUUCCUUGGAAGAACCAUGACUGUGAGUCCUCUCAUUCUUAAAAAGUAUUCCAAUUGUGUAGUAAGAAGGGCUCAGGUGAUACUUAAAUAUACCAGUGAGUGACAAUUUUGUGAGUUGAAACUUUAUUAACAAUAAUAAAAAUAAACAUCAGCAUAGUGUUCAUGGGGAGCUGAUAAUCUGACAUAUUGUACAGUUCAGUACUGUGGGUAUUUUUUAAAACAAGGAAAUGCAUGCAAAUAAAUAUUAAAUAUAAGGUAACAUCCACGACAUUAUAAAACAUUAUAGCAGCAAUGAUGGAAAUAAAGUUUUCAUUUGCUAUAAACUCUAGUUACAUUAUGUCCAGGUGAAUUUAUAGACUCUUCUAUUUAAUGCUUCAUGAAACAAGUUACCACAAUAACUGAGCAUGAAGCUGAAAGGCACAAGUAAUAAAAAUUCACACAGUUCAUCUGUUCCA
Messenger RNA from Columba livia (rock pigeon), 2131 nucleotides. RefSeq names its product SAYSVFN motif domain containing 1 (gene SAYSD1). The transcript has 3 exons. The record is from RefSeq and is a predicted model, not a curated record. The coding region runs from base 40 to 654 and encodes 204 amino acids. Lineage: Eukaryota; Metazoa; Chordata; Aves; Columbiformes; Columbidae.